Contarinia nasturtii (swede midge) is the source of this 384-nucleotide messenger RNA. Its product is annotated as SRA stem-loop-interacting RNA-binding protein, mitochondrial-like. The coding region runs from base 1 to 384 and encodes 127 amino acids. NCBI's taxonomy places the organism in Eukaryota, Metazoa, Arthropoda, Insecta, Diptera, Cecidomyiidae. The transcript has a single exon. Gene Ontology annotation, molecular function: mRNA binding. The record is from RefSeq and is a predicted model, not a curated record.
AUGAAUACCAGAUUAAUUUUGCUACCAAGACUGAACUAUAUUCGAAUGUUUAGCAGUUCAAAAAUUGAUCCAAAAGAAAGAUUAUCGUUAUAUGUGUCCGAUUUGCCAUGGACUGUUAGUACUCGAGAACUUGAACAUUAUUUUUCGAAAUUUGGCACAGUUAUAGCCGCAAAAGUGGCUUUUAAUUAUGAAACUGGAUUCUCGAAAGGCAUUGGUUUUGUCCGAUUUUCAGCUGUACAAGCAUAUUCGAAAGCACUAAAAGCAGAAGCUCACGUGAUCGAUGGAAAGACGAUUCGUAUUGUUACAGAAUCGAAAGAAUUAAGAGCGGUACAAAAAUCCGUUAUGCCUCAAGAAAAACCAGAAGAAGAAAUCGAAGAAAAAUAG